Molecule: messenger RNA, 810 nt
Organism: Penicillium subrubescens
Lineage: Eukaryota; Fungi; Ascomycota; Eurotiomycetes; Eurotiales; Aspergillaceae
Product: putative oxalate/formate antiporter
Exons: 3
Coding region: 1-810 (269 amino acids)
Biological process (GO): transmembrane transport
Cellular component (GO): fungal-type vacuole membrane
Molecular function (GO): transmembrane transporter activity
Source: RefSeq, a predicted model, not a curated record
AUGGGCUUAUUGAACAGUCUCGGUAUUAUUCAUGCUUGGACCAGCACCCAUCAACUGAAGGGUUAUUCGGAGUCGAGCAUUGGGUGGAUCUUUGGCGCAUACGGCUUUUUCCUCUAUUUUGCUGGGGCCCAAACAGGACCGAUAUUCGAUACAUACGGGCCAAAGUAUGUGGUGAUUCCGGGAUCAUUGGGAAUGGUGCUAUCUUUGAUAUGCUAUAAGUUCAGUGAAGAAUAUUACCAAAUCUUCCUUUCGUUUGGUAUUUUAGGCGGGCUCUCUGCUUGUACACUUUUCAAUCCCGCUGUCACUGCGGUUGGCCACUGGUUUAAUGUGCGUCGAGGCUACGCGACCGGCAUCGCCUGCACAGCUGGCGGGAUCGGUGGCGUGAUUUUUCCCUUGAUCAUCCUCUUCGCAGCGCCCAAGAUUGGAUUUCCUUGGGCUAUACGCAUCAUUGCUUUGCUUUCUGCGCUGAUGUGUGCUGUUGCUUGCUUUCUUCUGAAGACCAGAUUGCCCGGCAACUCAAAGGCAGGCAUGAGUAUCGACUUCAGGGCGUUGAGAGAUGUCAAGUACGCCUCCACCACAGCUGCGGUCUUCCUGGUCGAAUUCGCCGUCUUCAUUCCAAUCACAUACAUCGCAUCUUAUGCUAUACAUGUCGGUGUGGAAGACACAAUGUCCUACCUCGUCAUAGCUCUCCUGAAUCUUGGAGCUAUUCCAGGACGGUUCUUGCCAGGCUUGAUCGAAGAUAAAGUCGGCCGGUUCAACAUGAUGGUCCUGGCAUCGGUUGUCUGUUCGAUUCUUACGCUCGCACUGUGA